Molecule: messenger RNA, 2177 nt
Organism: Annulohypoxylon maeteangense
Lineage: Eukaryota; Fungi; Ascomycota; Sordariomycetes; Xylariales; Hypoxylaceae
Product: phosphatase 2C-like domain-containing protein
Exons: 3
Coding region: 575-1777 (400 amino acids)
Source: RefSeq, a predicted model, not a curated record
ACGUGUACAGCGUACAAGCGUCUAUGUCUCUGGUACGACUCAGUGUAAUUAUUGAUAUUUCGAUGUUCCUCCAGAAACCACGACAGCACGAUUUCCAUCCCACAAGCUGUGGUGAUAUGAUGAGCGAGUACGGAGGCGCAAGACGGAACUUGAAAUGUUCAUUUCCCGCAUAAUCGAAGGUGAUGUCAUAGAUAUUCUAAUAAAAGCAUGAGCAAUGCUUGUAAUGCUGGUAAUACUAGCAAUGUUGUACGGGGUUCCAAGCUCCCGGGUUUAUUCACGUGUGGAAGCAACACUGCGCUGCAGCGCUCAAUUAAAUCGGGAUGGGACUUUACGAUAAGCGAACUCAAAUUCCCUUAUCCCUUAUCACAACCUAGGUAGAAUUGUCCCAUCGGCGCAUCACCGGGCAACGCAACUUACAAGCCUCAACUCAACUCAACCAUUCCCAUCCUAUUAUUACCCUUACCCAUUAAACAUAGCGCGUCUUACUAGGUCGUAUAGGUCGUCUUCCAUCAACGACAUUUCUGGCUGCCAACCUACCGCCCUUAAGGUCUGUGGUUAGACCUCAUUCGUGGGCAUGAGAAGGUCGGCUCCCUCUUUUUUGUUGGCCUCUAAUUCUGGUCCAACGCGACGAACACUAUCGUCUUCUAUCCACCUAGCAACAUGGCACCGGCGCCUCCAAUAUACCGCUGGCGUUGGCGGUAGCCGUUCUUCUAAAACCACCGAACAAUCCGGUAAAUACACAACACCUCUUCUAGAUUCCUGUCCGAAAUUACCAUUCCAUUUCGAGACCGGCUUUGCGCUAUUCGCGAAACGAACUCCGAGACCGUUCCCCCCGCCAUUUCUAUCACCUCCGUCUGGAUCGUUUUCGGACCCCCUUAGUACUCAUCAUCAGAGUCGCGACAAGCGAGCCUUUGUAGAUGGCGAGCUCAUCAACGGAUGGACGAAUGGCGACGAUGCAGUCUAUGCUAGCGAAUAUUUUAUCUGCGCCAAUGAUGGGGUUGGCGCUUGGUCGGCUAGGCCAAGAGGUCAUGCAGGUUUAUGGUCAAGGUUGAUACUGCAUUUCUGGGUGGCGGCGAUGCAGGAAGACAUUGUAAAGCUGCGACCGCCUGACCAACCAUACCGCCCGGAUCCCAUACGCUACCUGCAGCAGGCGUACGAGCGCACGAUCGAUGCGACCUCCGGCCCUAACGACUGUCUUGGAACUACGACAGCCACCGGGGCGCAGCUCUUUUACAAGGCUGACGCCAACAAUCCGGCGCCAUCCGUAACACCACUCCUGUACGUUACAAACCUUGGCGAUUCCCAGGUCAUGGUUGUACGGCCGAAAAGCCAGGAGAUGAUUUAUAAAUCGAACGAGCAGUGGCAUUGGUUCGAUUGCCCGAGACAACUCGGAACGAACAGCCCAGACUCGCCGAAGGAAAAUGCGGUCUUAGACGUAGUGGAUGUUCAAGAAGGCGACGUCGUGCUAGCUAUGUCGGACGGCGUAAUCGAUAAUCUAUGGGCGCACGAAAUUGUGGAAAACGUAUCCAAAAGUGUUAGCCGAUGGGAGACCGGAGAAGGGGGCCAAGCGGGCGGCCCCCGCAAAGACGGCGCAAAUGGCGGGAUGACUUUCGUUGCCCAAGAACUCGUCAAUGCUGCCAAAUAUAUUGCACUGGAUCCUUUUGCGGAAAGCCCUUUCAUGGAGCACGCUAUUGAGGAAGGAUUAGCUAGCGCAGGGGGCAAACCCGAUGAUAUUAGCGUUGUAGCAGCCUUGUGUCAGCGGAAUGCUACUGCAUGAUAUAUCCGUCGACGUUGGCAAGGUACACUACUUAUCGUAUCUCCAAACCUCCCGGAGCGGUGAAGAUCUACGUGCUAUAAUAGCGCAUCACCACCAUGUCUCUCCCCAAUCAUCAUUAUGAUGAGCUAUUGUAUGCCGUAUAACAUGGGAUUGGUGUUACUUGACUUAUAUCUUAUUCAAAGUAUUAGACUUACAAUUAUAGACUACUUCUCUAGUUUUGGGGAUCAUAUACAUUUUCUACGGAAUUAGCACGGCGUUGGAGGAAUAUUUGGAAAUAGAGGAGAGAUAUUGAUCUUGAGCAACCAGUUGAGAGCUGAAUAGCCUCAUAAUUCAUAAAUUCAACAAAUAAAUACGUACUUCCUAGUGGGGUUUUGCUCUCAGACUUUCAAACUUCAGACCC